Colletotrichum aenigma is the source of this 2325-nucleotide messenger RNA. RefSeq lists its product as uncharacterized. Gene Ontology annotation, molecular function: D-arabinono-1,4-lactone oxidase activity; FAD binding. The coding region runs from base 1 to 2325 and encodes 774 amino acids. The record is from RefSeq and is a predicted model, not a curated record. Gene Ontology annotation, cellular component: membrane; mitochondrion. NCBI's taxonomy places the organism in Eukaryota, Fungi, Ascomycota, Sordariomycetes, Glomerellales, Glomerellaceae. The transcript has 3 exons.
AUGGCGCCCCCAACCGCUUGGGACUGUACGGUCAACGAUCGACUUCAGUUUAUCGUCGACAGCUUAGACCAGUCCAUCAAGUUCAGUGCCAAGGAUGUACCUGGUCUGAAAGAUCUGCUUGCUGAUUACGUCAAUCCGGAUGUUGAGGUCGAUCAUGUGCACUUCAUCCAAAGACUAUUGAGAGUCUUCAAAGACUCCGAGACUGACGGUACCUACUCAUCGAUUUUACACAAGCAUACUGAUGAUGAACAAAACCUCAUCGAAAGGUUCUUGGAAGGCGGGGAGUCGGGUGACCCGAAGAUCCUGGGCAAGCAAUACAAUAUGGGCUCAAGCCUAGGAUGUCGAGAAGAGCUAGAGCACCUCUGCCAAGCGGCUUGCAUUCUUCAAAUUGGGGCACAAGGCAUAACAAAGCUCAAAGAGCAGCACAUGGAACACUUGGCCGACUCUUCUGUUGUCCAAAUCCUACAAUCUCUACUUGCCGACAUGAGAGCCUUCACCCAACUUCAUCAGGAUGAGCUUGAAGGAGCAGGCAUUCUGGUGUACUAUGACACAAAGUUUCAGAACUGGGGACUGACAGUAGAGAACACUCCGUACCUAACAUGUGUUCCCAAGUCUGUCAAGGAGGUUCAAUUGAUCGUUAAGUUUGCAAAAGAGCAGAACAUGGGCGUGCGUUGUGCAGGAUUUCGUCAUUCCUGGUCCCCUGUAUUCGGCAGAGGCGGAAAGAACAUCCUGAUUUCUCUUCUCGGCCUAAAGGAAGCUACGAAGCUUCCCAAUACUACUGCUCUCCCGUUCUGGCCCUUCAGACAGGACGAGCCGACGGAAUUGGAAGAUAUUGAGUUGAUUUCCGCCAAGCCGAACGAGGAAGGAAACUACCUAGUCAAGGUCGGUGCAGCUUGCACCAAUGAGAGGCUUCGCCAGUGGUGUAUUGAGAACAGACGAGUCACCCUGCCGAUGAACGUUAUUAUGGUAGAGAUCACCAUGGGCGGAUCCAAUGCCCCAAUUUGCCACGGUGCCGGUCGACGACACAAAACAUUGAGCGACAUUGUCCGGCGCAUCGACUAUGUGGAUGCCAACGGCGAGGCAAGGUCUGUCACUAAGCCUGAACAUCUUCGUGCUGCCAGUGGUGCAUUCGGGCUGAUGGGGGUUGUCACGCACAUCACAUUCGAGAUGCCCCCAAUGACCUACGCCCAGUUGAACCCCAAGACAGUGCCUGUGACUUAUGCCAUCCCUCCUCCUCCCGACUUGGACGAGAAGCUCAUCCCACCAGUGCUUUUGUUGCCUUGGAAGGCGUUGAGCACAAAGGAGAAACGAGAGCGCCAACUUGAGUUUGAACGCCAGGCUACGAAUGAUUACUAUUCCGAAUGGUUCUGGUUUCCAUAUUCUCAAAAAGUAUGGGUCAACUGCUGGAAUGUCACCACCGACAGCAGCGAUGUCGUAGAGUUCCCAGACAACGGGCAGAUAUUUUUCUCCUUCGUACAAUCUGUUAUGAUGAACAUUCUACAGAAUGCGGACUUCCUGAAGAAGUUGAUUGAUCUGACUGGCAUUCGGGAGUCUGUCGUAACACUCAUUUCUCUGGCGGGAACCAACGCUCUUCCGACCAAAAGGGUCACUACCUACGUCCCAGACGCCUUGCACUUCCAAAGAGCUAUACAGAAUGUCCGCGUCAGAGACAUGGAGGUUGAGAUCCCUCUCGUUUCAAAGAAGCACACUGGAUCGACCAGAGAGGGUCGCGUUGACAUUGACUAUGCUACGGUCCAGCGUGCUUGGUGGGACGCAAUCCUCCUGGCAUAUGCCAAUAUCAAGGAUUGCCCUAUGAGCAUGCCUCUGGAGAUGAGAAUCAUGGGAGGCAGUGAUAUCAUCAUGGCUCCUCAGCGACACAAUCAGCUGGGAACAUGUGCCAUCGAAAUACUUACUUUGCAAGCGACACCCGUUGACAAGUGGGUUGGCUUCGCGCAACAAGUGCUCGACAAGUGGAUGAGCUUGAAAGACCCACGAACUCAAAAGCCGCUGCGUGUUCGUCCUCACUGGGCCAAAGAAUGGGAAAAAUUCCAAGUCAAUGGCAAACCCUGGUUGGAGAAGCUAAUGAAAGAAGACUACAAGGCAGAGAUUGAAGAGUUCCGUAAAAUUCUUGCCGAGAUUGGGAGCGAGGCUGGUUGGGGUCUGAAAGAUCUGCAAGGUCGAUUUUCGAACGAACUCUUCGACACUCUCAUUUUCGACAAGGUCCAAGCAAAGAGAUCCAAUCGCCUUGCCAAGAUCUUGGGGGGCUUACAUCUCAACCGAUACAUUUCGUUGCUCCAGAGGUUGCUAGGAAUAUCAUCUAAGUAG